Magallana angulata is the source of this 1659-nucleotide messenger RNA. RefSeq lists its product as uncharacterized. The record is from RefSeq and is a predicted model, not a curated record. NCBI's taxonomy places the organism in Eukaryota, Metazoa, Mollusca, Bivalvia, Ostreida, Ostreidae. The transcript has 3 exons. The coding region runs from base 102 to 620 and encodes 172 amino acids.
GCUUUCACGCAUGCUUGGGCAUGAAUUCAGGUUGAACAAAAUUUCAUCACACACACAAUACGGCAAGUCCGUGUUGUAUAUAAGGACAGGUAAUUGGUAAAAUGGCAGAGUUUGACAAGAGUGGACCCCAUAUGAACGGGCACUUAAACGGGAACAUGACCAACGGACACUCGGACACAGAGACGGACAAACAGAGCGAGAGCUCCACCACAUCGUCCACCCAAAACCUCACCAGUCGAGGUUUACCUCCAGUUCCAAAAAUAGAACACCCACCCCCGCUCCCCAAAGAUCCGCCACGAACGGACAAGAUUCCUCCCCGAAUUCGAACAAGCAGACCACCAAGCAAUACUGUCUCGAGGUUUAUUCCUGAAAAUGAAAUAACGAUCCCAAAGGAUGGAAACUUAUCGUCUUUCAACACAGAGGAAAUUAUUACUUUCUUCCGUCAUAUGGGGGUGGAGGACAAAAUAGUGAACCACUUACAGAGAAAAGGACUAACAGGCAAAAAAUUCUCCUCCCUCAAAGACGCCGAUCUAGAGACAAUUGGAAUCAAGAACCCGAUCAUUUCGUAUUUCAGGGACAAAAGCAAAUCCUCCAAAAAGAAUGUUCCCUUCAUGUUAUAAAUAUAACGGUUGCGUUUAUUAUCAGGGACUGUAACCAAAGCUUUACAAAGAAGUGCGAAGCACUUGAUUAUCAAAGAUAAACAGGAAAGAAAUGAUCUCUAAUCAUUGUUAAAUAUGGGUAAAGGAUAAAAUAUAUUGUCCUUCUGUCUGUUUAAAAACAGGUGGACGAUGCUUCGUUUGUAGAAAUAUAUUUAUAUUUUCUAAGUUUAUGUGGCAUUAUCGAUUUAUAAAUAACUCAAAUGACAUAUAUUUAUCAGCCUCAUUAACAUUUUCUUGGAUAUGUAUGAAUUCUGUUAACUUCGUGUGCCAAAAUUGAUUGAUUUUUACAAUGAAGCUCGUAUUUCGACAAAUGAAACACGUACAUAUAUUAUUUUUGUUCUUUUUUUCCCCAAAUUGUAAAUCUAAAUCCAUUUUCAUUGAUAUAAUGAUUUCAAAUAUAGAGGUAACAUGUUACGUAAACACCCAGUGUAGAGUUCUCAUACGUAAGAAUUAGUUCCAAAUGACACUCGGCCCUUCCUCUACCGUUCGAUGUGGUUAGACCCACUUCCGGUCAUUGUAUCCUCUGUAUUGUUGUUAUGUGUCAUAUUCACUUUGUAAUUUUUCUGAAUUGUUAAUACCUUUUUUCAUAUGAAAACAUAUAUAAAUGUUUGUUAUUUGCAAUACUAUAUAGUCAAAACAAAAUAAUAGCAACCGAAAUCCACGGUGCUUCACGUGUGUUCUAUGUGACACGUGCGUUCUGUUCUUUGUAACACAGAUUCCGUUCCGUAUGAUGCGUGUUUUUGUAUGACAUGUUCUGUUCUGUACGACACGUGCGUUCUGUUUUGUGUAGCACGUGUUCUGUAAGAAAUCCAUCUGUGAUACCUCGUCAAGGAACAACUGGUGAUAAAAGAGAGUGUUUGUGUCUUACUUGGGAAUGGAUGGUCACACUGUUAAAAAUGUGUUAUUUUGAUGCAAAUUCAUAUAUAUUUUUUCUAUGUAUUAAUCAUAUAUAUAUUAUUAUACCGGUAUUAUUCUUAUAUGAAAUAAAUCUAAAAAUCCA